AUGAAGUUCAAUCUGGCCACUGGCCUAGUGUGCUUGCUUGCGACCACUGAAGCUGUUGCAGCUUCCAGCUGGUGGAGCAAAGCUGUUUACAACAAGUGGCAUGAAACUGAGCUUGAGCGAUGGCUCUCGGACCAUGAUAUUCCCUACCCUUCCCCCGCCGACCGCCGGGAUCUCGAGAACCUGGUCAAGUCGAACUGGGAAGCCCGUGUUCAGAAGCCCCUUGGCAACGCCGUGGAUCGAGUCACUGAUGAGUUCCAUGAGGCAAAGGAAUGGGUCUUUGACACUUGGUCGGACUCCCAGUUGAAGGCAUUCCUCGAUCGCCAUGGCAUUCCGGCACCUCAACCCCGCAAGCGCGAUGUAUUGAUCAAGACUGCCCGUGAGAACUACGAGUCCAUUGCGAAGAAGGUUGGCGAAACUGCUGCAUACCCUGGUAACUGGCUGUACGAGAGCUGGUCCGAGUCUGAUCUCAAGGAAUGGCUUGAUGAGCGGGGAUGGCCUGCUCCCCAGCCCACGAACCGCGACAAGCUGAUCGCCUUGGUGCGCCGCAACUCCCGCCUUGCCAGCCUGCAGGCCAAGAGUAUUGCUGCGUCCGCGAAGGCUUCCGCCGAGGCUGCCCAGGCAUCCUUGAGCGAGGAGCUUUUCAACGCUUGGUCCGACUCCAAGUUGAAGGAAUUCCUCGACGAGCACAACGUGAAGGUUCCCCAGGGCUCGAAGCGUAAUGAGCUUAUCGCCCUGGCUCGUAAGCACCGUGCCUACCUCGUCGAGCAAGCUUCUAGUGCUUCUGCCGCCGCCUCGGAGGCGUUCGGUGCCGCCACUACCAAAGCCGGAAACGAGUAUGCCCGUGCUAAGGAUGAUAUCAAGCUGAAGAUUGAGGAUCAAUUCGACGCAGCUAUCAAGACUUGGUCUGACUCGCGCCUGAAGGCCUUCCUCGAUGCUCGCGGUGUUCCCGUUCCUCAGUACGGAAAGCGUGAUGAGCUUAUCGCCAAGGUUCGCGCCAAUGCACACAGGGCUGCUGGUGGAUGGAAUGAGUACAACUUUGAUACCUGGGACAAGGAGCAUCUUUUGAAAUACCUCUCUGCCAUGAACUCCAAGGCCGCAAAGAAGGCUGAUGCUUCCCGCGAAGAGCUCACCAAGCACGCCAAGGAUGCUUACCUGAAGGCCUCGAAGGCUGGCGGCGAGCACUACGCCUCUGCUACCAAGAAUCUCGCCCAGGCCACUGGCUCUGCUAAGCAGGCUACCUUCGACAACUGGUCGCAAUCCGACCUCAAGAAGUACCUCGACUCGUACGGCAUCCCUGUCUACCAGGGAUCUAGCAUCGACGAGCUUCGUGCUGCUGCUCGUCGUCAGGCGACCUACUUCCGGUUCGGCACCAGUAACCCACAAGAGACCAUAUACGCCAAGGUAAUGGAUACUUUGAACUGGGCUCUUGAGAAACUCAAGGUAGGCGCGGCGAGCGGCCGCGCUCAGGGCCAGGAGGCCGCUGAGAAGGUCCGUGAACAGGCCGCUGAGCAGACUGAGAAGAUUCGGAGUGAGCUGUAA
Molecule: messenger RNA, 1539 nt
Organism: Penicillium daleae
Lineage: Eukaryota; Fungi; Ascomycota; Eurotiomycetes; Eurotiales; Aspergillaceae
Gene: ish1
Product: double-strand break repair enhancer MSC1
Exons: 5
Coding region: 1-1539 (512 amino acids)
Source: RefSeq, a predicted model, not a curated record